Messenger RNA from Dreissena polymorpha, 4009 nucleotides. Its product is annotated as A disintegrin and metalloproteinase with thrombospondin motifs adt-1-like. The transcript is spliced from 25 exons. Bases 256 to 3903 code for a protein of 1215 amino acids. NCBI's taxonomy places the organism in Eukaryota, Metazoa, Mollusca, Bivalvia, Myida, Dreissenidae. Gene Ontology annotation, cellular component: membrane. The record is from RefSeq and is a predicted model, not a curated record.
GGUCGUUCACUAUUUCGUAAUUCAGUGUUUUCACACCAUGAUUAGUAAAAUAAAUUAAAAUAAAGAGAGUAUUUUGCGCGAUAACCUUCAGAAAAAAGCAUGUCUGCAAAAUUGUAUCAAUACUAAAAAUGUCCACCGUGGCGUUGAAGAGUAUUCCAUUGAAGUUGAAGUUGAAGUAUCGUUUUGGCGUGUUUACUGGUUUGAAGAAGGAUUCCAACACGCCAAAACAAGAGCUACGCAAAGGGCGCUCAAAAAAUGAUGCAAAAGGUGUUUGUCAUCAUUUUCGCCAUCAUUCUAGACGUCACUUCCGGAAGUAAUAUCUUACAGAAGAAGUUCCUGCUAGAUGGCCAGGACAACAGUUGCGAUUUCAACGCCGACACGCUGUGCUCCUGGCGCAACGUGCGCGAUCUGAAAGCUGGAGAAAUAAGCGACGAUUUUGAUUGGACGUUAUAUGGUGGCUCCACCCCCACUGACGACACGGGCCCCAGCUUUGAUCACACAACCGGAACGGAAAAAGGUAAGUAUGCAUUCAUCGAAUCAAGCGCCCCGAGAGUCCUGGGGGAAAGGGCAUGGAUGGAGAGCCCGGAGAUACAUUCGCUCGGGCAGUCGGUUGUCUGCUUCCGGUUCUGGUACCAUAAGUUUGGGGACAAAAUGGGCAACCUAAGUGUCUACCACCAUAGCCAUGGUCCCCGACCGGGAAUCCUUGUCUGGAGUGACGUCACUGAUCACGGGGACCGGUGGUUAUCGGCGCAGGUUCCGUUGCCGGCCAAUGUGAACUUCCGGAUCAUCUUGGAAGGUGUCAUAGGUGACGGAUACCUCGGGGAUAUAGCCGUCGACGACGUAAGCGUCGGUAAUGGAUACUGUUUGGUUACACCGCCGGAAGCGUCUCGGAGCAACGUCACUCCUCCACCCGUGACAUCAGCGCCGUCCCCAAUUGACGGCACGUGGGGAAUAUGGACCACGUGGUCAGUGUGUUCGGUGUCGUGCGGUGCAGGAAACCAGUCUAGGUCAAGGUCGUGUGACUUUCGAGCGGGGGUUAGACACGGGGCCGAUUGCCUGGGGGACAGCACGGAAAAUAGGACUUGCAACACGGUUCCUUGUCCAGUGGACGGUGUCUGGACCACCUGGUCAUCCUGGACGACAUGUCCAGUCACGUGCGGAGGCGGGACAGGGACACGUAACAGAACGUGUCAGUUCCCACCAGGGGUACCACAUGGGCACCCCUGCAUGGGGAAAGUCUCAGAGACUCGCGAUUGCAGCACUAACCUCUGUCCGGUGGACGGUGUCUGGACCACCUGGUCAUCCUGGACGACAUGUAGAGUCACGUGUGGCGGCGGGACAGGGACGCGCAACAGAACGUGUCAGUUCCCACCUGGGGUACCACAUGGGCACCCCUGCAUGGGGAAAGUCUCAGAGACUCGCGAUUGCAGCACUAACCUCUGUCCGGUGGACGGUGUCUGGACCACCUGGUCAUCCUGGACGACAUGUACAGUCACGUGUGGAGGCGGGACAGGGACGCGUAACAGAACGUGUCAGUUCCAACCAGGGGCACCACAUGGGCACGCCUGCACAGGACUAGCCUCAGAGAAUCGCACGUGCAACGCUUACCUCUGUCCGGUGGACGGUGUCUGGACCACCUGGUCAUCCUGGACGACAUGUACAGUCACGUGUGGAGGCGGGACAGGGACGCGUAACAGAACGUGUCAGUUCCCACUAGGGGUACCACAUGGGCACGACUGCACAGGACUAGCCUCAGAGAAUCGCACGUGCAACGCUUACCUCUGUCCGGUGGACGGUGUCUGGACCACCUGGUCAUCCUGGACGACAUGUACAGUCACGUGUGGAGGCGGGACAGGGACGCGUAACAGAACGUGUCAGUUCCAACCAGGGGCACCACAUGGGCACGCCUGCACAGGACUAGCCUCAGAGAAUCGCACGUGCAACGCUUACCUCUGUCCGGUGGACGGUGUCUGGACCACCUGGUCAUCCUGGACGACAUGUACAGUCACGUGUGGAGGCGGGACAGGGACGCGUAACAGAACGUGUCAGUUCCCACUAGGGGUACCACAUGGGCACGACUGCACAGGACUAGCCUCAGAGAAUCGCACGUGCAACGCUUACCUCUGUCCGGUGGACGGUGUCUGGGACACCUGGUCGUCCUGGACGACAUGUACAGUCUCGUGUGGAGGCGGGACAGUCACACGUAACAGAACGUGUAAUUUCGUACCAGGGGCACCACAUGGGCACGACUGCACGGGACUAGCCUCAGAGAAUCGCACGUGCAACGCUAACCUCUGUCCGGUGGACGGUGUCUGGACCACUUGGUCAUCUUGGACAACAUGUACAGUCUCGUGUGGAGGCGGGACAGGAACACGUAAGAGAACGUGUGUUUUCGUACCAGGGGCACCACAUGGGCACGACUGCACGGGACUAGCCUCAGAGAAUCGCACGUGCAACGCUAACCUCUGUCCGGUGGACGGGGUCUGGGACACCUGGUCGUCCUGGACGACAUGUACCGUCUCGUGUGGAGGCGGGACAGUCACACGUAACAGAACGUGUAAUUUCGCACCAGGGGCACCACAUGGGCACGACUGCACGGGACUAGCCUCAGAGAAUCGCACGUGCAACGCUAACCUCUGUCCGGUGGACGGUGUCUGGGACACCUGGUCGUCCUGGACGACAUGUACAGUCUCGUGUGGAGGCGGGACAGUCACACGUAACAGAACGUGUAAUUUCGUACCAGGGGCACCACAUGGGCACGACUGCACGGGACUAGCCUCAGAGAAUCGCACGUGCAACGCUAACCUCUGUCCGGUGGACGGGGUCUGGGACACCUGGUCGUCCUGGACGACAUGUUCAGUCUCGUGUGGAGGCGGGACAGGAACACGUAACAGAACGUGUAAUUUCGUACCAGGGGCACCACAUGGGCACGACUGCACGGGACUAGCCUCAGAGAAUCGCACGUGCAACGCUAACCUCUGUCCGGUGGACGGGGUCUGGGACACCUGGUCGUCCUGGACGACAUGUACAGUCUCGUGUGGAGACGGGACAGUCACACGUAACAGAACGUGUAAUUUCGUACCAGGGGCACCACAUGGGCACGACUGCACGGGACUAGCCUCAGAGAAUCGCACGUGCAACGCUAACCUCUGUCCGGUGGACGGACUUUGGAGUGCCUGGUUAAGCUGGAACACGUGCUCAGUCUCGUGCGGCGGAGGGAGCCAUGCCAGGCAGAGGGCGUGUACCUUUGAUCCCGUAGCUCCUCAUGGAAUGCCUUGUGUCGGAGACGGCUCACAAAAUGACACCUGCAAUACUGGCAUGUGCCCCGUGGAUGGCGUCUGGUCCGAUUGGUCCGCCUGGACCACGUGCUCGGUCACCUGUGGUAAAGGUUAUAAGUCACGUGACCGGAAUUGCCAAUAUCUCACCCAGAAUGCACCGCACGGAAGAAACUGUAACGGAAAUGGAACAGAAGCAGAAUUCUGCAAACUGGCUAUCUGUCCGGACAGCAAAGACUGUUACUUCUGCGAUGACAACUCCAGCCAGGGUUUUGUUACUAACGCCACGAGUUGCAUCACGGACACGGUCUGCAAAACGGAUGAGGUUUGCUUUGCCGAGAACUACUACCGCCCCGGAACUGUCAUGGGGUAUAGAUUUAACUGCAAAGCCUUUCCGAUCUGCCGGUUCUUAAUGCAGAAUGUAUUCCAAUACCUCGCGGGAUGUUUCGGUCAUUACGGCGACCCAAGUUUCCCGGAUUGCGUGCACGAGAGUCAGGGCACGUGCUCCGUGUGCUGCGGCGAUGGCGGUUGUAACAACGACACGUGCAGGAAUAUAAGAGAUCGUCUCUUUCUGGACUACAGAGCAGGCCGCUUAAAUAUGACAACACUUCGAGUUGUACAACCGUAGGUCAAAAGAAGGAAGUCAAGAUUGAGAUUAUUCGAUCUUGUUUCUUCGUGUUGACCAAACUUUGCCGAGUUUUGAAGAGUUUGCAUAAAUAUAAGCUGAUUUAACA